Molecule: messenger RNA, 9367 nt
Organism: Zootoca vivipara (common lizard)
Lineage: Eukaryota; Metazoa; Chordata; Lepidosauria; Squamata; Lacertidae
Gene: IGSF10
Product: immunoglobulin superfamily member 10
Molecular function (GO): protein binding
Source: RefSeq, a predicted model, not a curated record
CUCACCUCUGCGGCGGCUUCUCCCUCCCUCGCAGCCUUAGGAAGCUCGUGAACUUUUUGCUUCCCCAUUUAUGAGCAGGAUCUCGGUGGGCGGCAGGAGAAGAUGGAGGGCUAUUGAGAAAGAAAGGGGUACAGCGCAGUUUUGUUUGUCCACACUUGCUAAGAUUGCUGUUGCGUCAAGGUCUCCAUGCGGGAUGGAAGGAACAGGAAGACGCAACCCCUGUUUUCUAGGAUUUCUGCUUGGGUUCUGCUGGGCCGCUUUUCCUCGCAGCAAUGCAUGUCCUAAGCACUGUGCCUGCUAUGUACCCACCGAAGUACAUUGCACAUUCCGGUAUUUCACCACCAUCCCAGCAGAAAUCUCCCCAAAUGUGGAGCGCAUCAACUUAGGUUACAACAGUUUGGUUAAACUGACUGAAACAGAUUUUUCUGGCCUGGAGAAGCUGGAGUUGUUGAUGUUGCACAGUAAUCAGAUACAUACAAUUCAAGAAAGGACAUUCUCUGAUUUGCACCUGUUGCAGGUCUUGAAGAUGAGCUAUAACAAAAUCAAAGUUAUUCAAGCAGACAUGUUUCAUGGUCUCAUGAGUUUGGUACGGUUGCACAUGGAUCAUAACCAAAUUGAAUUUGUAAACCCCAAAGCUUUCUAUGGCCUUACAUCACUGAAGCUAGUCCACUUGGAAGGAAAUUUGCUCAAGCAGCUUCACUCAGAUACUUUCGUCACCUUGUGCUACCUCCAGAUGUUCAAAACAUCCUCCAUAAAGCAUAUCUACUUGUCUGACAACUUGCUUUCUUCUCUGCCUCGAGAUAUUUUCAUAUAUAUGUCCGAGUUAGAAAGCCUCUACCUUCACGGGAACCCUUGGGUUUGUGACUGCGAAAUGAAAUGGUUUGGUGAGUGGGCGGAACGGCAGCCAGAUGUUGUCAAGUGCAAAAAAGACAGAGGUGUUUCUGGUGUUGUGCAAUGCCCAUUGUGUACCAAUCCUGGAAUUUUUAAAGGCAAGCAGUUAAGUGGCAUGCAACCCUCCGAUUUUAAUUGUGUUAAGCCAACUAUAGACCCAGCCUUGAAAUCGAAAAACAUCACUGCUCCCGAUGAUGGUGGCUUUACGUCAGUUUCUCCCAGAGAUUUUAUGGCUCCCAUAGGAUCCAUGGUAUUCAACAUGACAGACCAAGCUGGAAAUCGAGCAAACCUGAUCUGCAAUGUGCAAAAGCCUGCAAAGAUGUCUCCAGCUACACUAAAAAAAAUCGACAACACCACAGUACUUGAAGUAUCCUUGUCAACAUUCCUGGUGUGUAGCAUUGACCACGAGUAUAUUCAGCAGUUGUGGAGCAUCCUGGCCCUUUACAGUGAUUCUCCGUUAAAACUGGAAAGGGAACUGUUAUUGACAGAAGUGCCUUACAUCAGUUAUAAGUACAAGCAGACAGAUUCCAAAAAUGACGAGCUAUUCACUGAUGUAGAAGCUGAACUGAGAGCUGAGCCUUCCUGGUUGAUGCAGGGACAAGUUUCAUUGCAGCUGGACAGGACAUCAACCACUCUCAACACUCUGCACAUCCAGUAUUUCACGAAUGCUCAAAUUGCCCUCCCGGUUAAUCUCCCAAAAUCAGAAUGGCAAAACUGGGCCAUGAUCUUACGAGAAAACACCACAAUAACUGAAUACACCGUUUUAGUAGGUGGGUCUGUGGAACUGGGCUGCCAAGCGCUUGGAGACCCUACCCCUGUAAUUGAGUGGGUAUUAGCAGAUGGGAGCAAGAUUAGAGCUCCAUAUAUUAGUGAAGAUGGGAGAAUUGUGAUAAAAAAAUCUGGAAAACUCAUGUUGCAUGCAGCAGAUAAUUUUGACAGUGGAGUUUAUCACUGUAUAGGAACCAAUUAUGUUGAUGCUGAUGUCCUGACUUUUAGGAUUACUGUGAUAGAUCCUUAUAUAGAACACAGCCAUUUAAACGGCCCUCAGUUUUCCAUAUUUUUAGGUGACACACUUCACCUUCCAUGCCCGUCUACAGGUGCCCCAGAUGCCCCUGUUACCUGGAUCUUACCUGAGCACAUGGUUCUUCACCACUCUUCAAAAAACAAGCUUCUUUUUCACAACGGCACAUUAAAAAUACAACGAACAACAGACCGGGAUGUUGGUUACUUCACGUGUGUCGCUGCUAAUAAGUAUGGCGUUGAUAUUUUGGUUUACCAAGUACUAGUUGAAAGGAAUUUGAACAGGUCACAAAAACUCGAUAUUCAGCUAGAGGAUGAAGCAGCAGAAGGAUCUGGCAAUGAAGAGUACAAAGUUACCACCAAACCUCGAAAUCCUUCAACUGCCAGGGAAACUCAAGGAACCAGCAAGGAACCCACUAAAGAUUCAUAUAUAAAUCAGCCCAUACAGAACAAAGCCAGUGCCAAUCGUAAAGAGAUUUACAGGCGCAACAAGGACAAGAUGAGCAAACGGUUUAGAGGGCGCCUGAGGCAAUUUGAUCCUUCCACUAGGAGAAUUGAUCCAUUGCGCUGGGCAGCAUUUUUGGAAAAAACGAAGAAAAAAUCCACUUUUCCAGGAAAGCAAGAAAAUGCCACAGCAAAACCAACAGUAAAGGUUCUGUUGUCCUCAAAGAUUUCUGAAAAUCUGGUAGAGACAUCUGGAGAUGAUAUAUUUCCAGAGGAAGGAUUUAUUCUACUAGCAACUAAAAGACCUGCAAUAUCCACUCUGAGAGAAGCCUCUGGAAAUGUAGUGACAGCAGAAUUUGGAAGCAUGUCAAAUGAUUUCCGUUCUUUGGCAACAUCCAGCAUGGUUACAGAAACCACAACUUCAAUAACCAGCCCAGUGGUUAUGAAUUACAAGACACCCAAGAACCAGAAGUUACUUGCAGAACUUAAAUUUGAAAAAACUUCUCUCAAAGCAUCUCAAACACUAUCUACCUACAUGGAGCCAUUAACAACACCAUCUUAUAGUCCACCAAGUACUUCUACAGAAGCUUUAAGUACUUUUCAGAGCUUGAUAUCAUCUGGGAGAAAUUAUUUGCAUCUAAAAGCCACACCACCAAUUACACCAGCAAUGGAUAUUACCAAGAGUACCCUGUCUUCAACUACCCACAAAAAUACUGAAAAACCUGAUUUAUUUACAGAGGCAACUGAGAAAGUAUCAAAGAAAUCCAAUCAUCAGGUAUCUCUAGUGACAGCCAAUGUACCCGAUGAUGAUGUAUUUAGGCAUAUGUAUGCUUACAGUACACAAAAAAUAGUGCCUAGGUUACCUUCAAGUUCAACCAUUGCCCCUCACCAGCAGAUUAAGAUAGUUGGGGGUGCUACAACUCACAACCCACCACUCCCCCCCAGGCAGUAUAGCAGACGAAGAAAAAUCUCUAGUAGAAGACGAAUAAUUAGACCCGGACGUAUUUCCAACAUUGCAGGUCGUAGAUUUGCUUUUGUUAAAUCACGGUUUGCUCAAGCAAGUACAACUCCACCUCCUCCUGUAGAAGUGAGCACACCUGCCUUAACUCCUCCCAACAAAUCUCUUGAACAGACUGUCUCUCAAGCCCCUGUUUCCACAUCAUUUAAAACUCAUCACCCAGAAGCAACCACUGUAAAUCAGUUUUGGGCAUUCUCAAGAUACAAACUGGUUGCAGCUGAAGAGCACACAACUUCAACAACAAUCCCCUUCUAUCCUGAAAGCACACAAGUUGUAUCGCACAGAGAAGUAAAAUCUGGUGCAGCAUUACAAGGAAUCACCGACACAAACCCAUCAUUUAGCAUCAGACUCCCAAAGGCAACUAUCCAUAUCCCCAGGACUGGCAUGGAAACCACAUCUGCCAUGUCACCUUUGGUUAUGAAAUCUCCCCUUUCUGCUCUUGGAACUAAGGCCUCUUCCGUUGUUUCAACAGGGGAAAUUCCUUUGCAUAAUUUCUUUGGAAGCAAUGAUGCACAAAAGCAGCUACUGGAGAAGGAACCCAAGAUGCAAACAAGCAGAGAACCCUCACCUAGAGUAUCUUUUUUGCCUCUCCAAACUACAGUUCCAGUGCCAGCGUACACAAUAUCACCCACAUACAAAAGUGCUGUUUCAAAGACUGAGAACCAAACUGAUGAUCACCUAAUUCAGCCCACCAGUGACAACAGGAUGCUAGUAAAACUAGUCCCUCUGCUAUCGCUCGAUGCUGCAGAAUUGCCAUCUUCAGCAUCUGCCUCCAGUCUUACAACUGUUCUAGGAAAAGAAACAGAUGCCACCACCAGCAUCCUACCAAUUCUCAUUCCAACUACUACUGGCCAUGUUAAAACUAACGUUGCCAGAUUCAAAGUGUUAAGACCAGGCAGAAGGAGGGGUCAGAGGAGGAGAAGGCCUCUGAAAAAUCCUGUGUCUUCCUACAGAAACAUCAUUCUCAGCAAAGGUUCUGCUACAGUGUCCAAAAAACCCACGGCUUCUCCUGCUCUCACAACAGCUGAAAGCCUAAGGGAGGCUGCCAGUCCCCUAGCAGAUGAACUGUUUUGGAAAUCCACUAGUAUGGAUGCAGUUAGAACUACACCAUGGACACCCAGGCUUGGCACAACUGACACGAUUGCAGAGAAUAAAUCCACACCAGCCACUCAGGUAUUAAUAAGGAACACCCCUACUGAAAAUAUGGUCACUAUUGAGAUAGCAGUGGAUAAUUCAUCUUCUGAAAAACCUGUGACUGUGAUCCCACUCACUGUAUCUUUCUUGGACACAGCCAGCACAAUCACAGCGAUACCAGGCACAUCCUUGUUGCCACAGGCACCAGAGUCCAGCAGACUAACUCAGGCUACUACAGUGGGUGCUGAUAAGGAAUCAAAUCAGACUGUAGGAUGGGAAGCUACCCAAAAAGGCCAAACAACAAAAGCAGGUUUUUCUCUUAAAACUGAGAUAAGUACCCAAACUCCUACUAAUGCAAGAUACCCCAGCACACAGUCUCCUAGCCCAUUAGCACCCCAAACAACACUCAUGCCAGCUAUCACACAAACCACUGCAUCUCCCAGGCAGGGGGAAUUGUCUUGGCAGGAGGCUGCAGAAACUGGUGAGACUUUCACGGUGAGCACAUUGGGCAUAUUUAAAUCCCCACAGAGCUCCACUCAAUAUACUCCUUUGUGGAGGAAGAAUAAGAACAAUUUCGUGAAGAAUUGGGCUGAGAAGACCAUAGACCAGGAAGUCCCUACCACCAAUCAGAUGACCUUAGAUUUGUUCCACCAACGCAGGGGCGCAAGACCCAGGAUAAUUGGAGGAAAACUGGCAGCGUUUACUGUCUUGGCUAGUUCUGAUGCUUUCAUCCCUUGCGAAGCCAGUGGGAACCCUCGGCCAAUAAUACACUGGACCAAGAUAUCAUCAGGGGUUGAUGCGUCAAAACACAAGCGUGAUAACAGAUUUGAGGUUCUUCCCAAUGGGACUCUCUCCAUCCAGAACAUCAACAUUCAGGACCGUGGCCAGUACCUCUGUGUGGCUGCCAAUCAGCAUGGCUCCGACAGGCUUCUUGUCACUUUGUCCGUGGUGACUUAUCCACCUCGAAUCCUGGAGGGAAGGUCCAAAAUUAUUACUGUUCACUCUGACAAGCCAGUAGCCCUGAAAUGCACAGCCGAAGGCCGUCCCAUUCCUACCGUGUCAUGGAUCCUUGCAAACAAAACUUACAUCUCAGAGUCUUCUAUGGGAAAUGAGGCUGUUUCUGUGCAAGCAGAUGGCACGCUGAUGAUAAAGAAAGUCAGCAUUUACGACAGAGGGAUUUACACAUGCACAGCGAGCAAUGCAGCUGGUUCAGAUACAAUGACGGUGAGGCUGCAAGUUAUUGCUGCGCCACCCAUUAUACUGGAAGAGAAGAAGCAACGUAUGUUGGAGAAUAUUGGGGGAAGCUUGAAGCUGCCCUGCACUGCCAAAGGAAACCCACAGCCCUACGUUCACUGGGUUCUCUUCGAUGGAACAGAGGUGAAGCCUUUGCAGUAUAUCAAUGGCAAAUUUUUCCUUUUCCCUAAUGGAACCCUUUACAUCAGGAAAAUCAGUCCUUCUGACAGUGGGAAUUACGAAUGCAUAGCCACCAGCUCCACUGGCUCAGAGAGGAGAGUGGUAAUCAUCCAGGUAGAACAUAGCGAUACAGUCCCCAGAAUCACAGUUUCAUCUCAAAGACUGACUCAGCUGAAUUUUGGGGACAGGUUGCUUCUGAACUGCUCAGCUACAGGAGAGCCAAGACCCAAGAUAAUAUGGAGAUUACCUUCAAAAGCUGUUGUGGAUCAGUGGCACAGAAUGGGCAGUCGAAUCCAUGUGCAUCCCAAUGGAUCCUUGGCUGUUGAAAGAGUCACAGAAAAGGAUGCUGGUGACUAUAUAUGCGUGGCUAGGAAUAAAAUGGGAGACGACUUGAUCCUAAUGAAAGUCAGCGUGACAAUGAAGCCUGCAAAGAUCGAUCAAAAGCAGUAUUUUAAGAAACUGGUGCCUUACGGGAAGGACUUCAAAGUGGACUGCAAAGCUUCCGGGUCCCCUGAACCAGAGAUAUCUUGGAGUUUGCCAGACGGCACAAUGAUCAACAAUGUGAUGCAAGCAGAUGACAGUGGGCACAGGGCUCGUAGGUACACUCUGUUUGACAACGGGACACUGUAUUUCAACAAGGUGGGAAUAGCCGAAGAGGGUGACUACACGUGUUAUGCUCAAAACACACUUGGGAAAGACGAAAUGAAAGUGCACAUAACAGUGCUAGCAGCGGUGCCACGGAUCAAGCAGAAUUCCAAGACCUAUGCAAAAGUCACAGCAGGAGACACUGCACUUUUCAGCUGUGAAACCACUGGUCAACCUAAGCCGAACAUUUUCUGGUUGUUGCCUUCCAACGACAUGAUUUCGGCUUCCAAUCACAGGUAUUUUCUUCAUGCUAAUGGAUCCUUGUCCGUCACAAAGGUGAGGCUCAUAGAUGCUGGAGAAUACAUAUGUGUUGCUCGCAACUCUGGUGGGGAUGAUACAAGGCUUUAUAAACUUGAAGUAAUCUCUAAACCGCCUCUCAUCAAUGGGUUGUAUACAAACAAGACUGUCAUUAAAACAACAGCCAUAAAACACUCAAAGAAACAAAUAGACUGUAGAGCUGAAGGAACGCCUGUACCCCAGAUCAUGUGGAUUAUGCCUGACAAUAUUUUCCUAACAGCCCCAUACUAUGGGAGUAGAAUAACAGUACACAAAAAUGGAACUCUUGAAAUUCGUAAUGUAAGGUCUUCAGAUACGGCAGAGUUUAUCUGUGUGGCACGUAACGAUGGCGGAGAAAGCGUAUUGGUGGUCCAGCUGGAGGUGUUAGAAAUGCUAAGGAGACCAAUGUUCAGAAAUCCAUUUAAUGAGAAAAUAAUAGCAAAGGCUGGGAAAACUGCCUUUUUGAACUGCUCUGUCGAUGGAAACCCGCCUCCCGAGAUAAUCUGGAUGUUACCCAAUGGCACAAGGAUUUCCAGUGGUUUUAGAACACUCCAUUACUUCUUGGGGGACAAUGGCACCCUUGUCAUCUACAGUCCUUCUAAAGCAGAUGCAGGCAAGUACCGGUGUGCAGCUAAAAAUAAAGUUGGCUACAUUGAAAAGUUGAUCAUAUUGGAAGUUGGCCAGAAACCCACCAUCUUUAUCCUCCCCAGAGGAACAAUAAAAAGCAUAAGUGGGGAACCGUUAUCCCUUCACUGUCUUGCUGGCGGAAGCCCCAAGCCAAGCAUAAUAUGGACAGUCCCCAACGGCCACGUCCUAGACCGACCUCAGAUUAAUGGGAGAUAUAUGUUACUGGAAAAUGGCACCCUCAUUAUCAGAGAAACCACCAUCCACGACAGAGGAAGUUAUGCAUGCAAAGCUCAAAACUACGCUGGCGAUUCAACAGUAGUUGUUUUUGUAAUGAUUGUGGCACACCCGCCACGGAUUACAAACAGACCGCCAAGGAAUAUCCGCACAGUGGCUGGGGUACCAGUUCAGCUUCACUGCAUGGCACUGGGAAUACCAAAUCCAGAAAUUACAUGGGAGCUGCCUGACCACUCGUUACUUUCCACAGGCAGCAAACCACCUGGAAGUGAAAUUCUCCAUCCACCAGGAACAUUAGUAAUUCAAAAUCCAAAGCUGUCAGAUGCUGGCGUAUACAAGUGCAUGGCUAAGAACCAGCUUGGCAGCGAUUCCACAGUAACAUACGUUCAAGUUAUCUGAGACGAGAAAUGCAGCCUGAACAAUUGAUAACGAAAGCUAAUCAGGACCCAAAGUUUGGCUUUCGAAGAUGUUUAAUCAAAAGCAGUCAUGUCGGAUUCAUUAAAAUUGUGAUUCUCAGUUUGCAGUAGACACAGUAACAGACAGAAAGAUUUGGAGAAAAAUUGUAUCAUGUUCAGAUAUGAAUAUAUUAAGAGGUAUUUUUAAAAUGACUUUGAAAACUUACAUCUUGACUACAUCUUGACUACAGACAGUCAAAUGCACAUACAUCUUGACUACAGACAGUCAAAUGCAUUGCAAUGUAACUUGAAAUAUUUAGUGCAAGGAUGGGUUUGUUGAAAAGUUGUUUCUUACUUCGCAUUUGGUAGUAGUACAAGAAGUAUGAAAUAGAAGAUACGUACCGGUAAAGAAAAAAGAAGAAAUGGGAUGGGUGUUCGUUACCUUGUGGACAAAUAUGAAUAUUUUGUAUCUAUCUUACCAUUUUUUAAAAAAACAAAAAGGUGCUGCCAGUUUUGUAAUACUGAAAUUUAGUUCUUUCAUGCAGGAGUCCUUUUUUGUGGGGCAAUGGAAGAACCAGUAGAAAAUAGUUUGAUAGGGUUGUGGGGUUUUUUUUAAAGACAAUAUGGAUUAUUUUUGUAAAAUAAAAAAGCAAUCAGCUCUGCAUAUAAAGAGGUGCAGAUGUAUAAUUGCCAUUCAGCUGCUAAACAUUUUACAUAAAAAAGAAUAAAGUGCCUUUAAGUUUAAUAAGUAUGCAGUGCAUUAGCAGAGACUGAGGAGGAAGCAGUAGGGCAGUGUACUUUUCUUCUUGUUUCUUCUGGGCAUCUGGAGGCACUUUGGCUGAAAACAUGAUGCAAAGUAAGAACCUUUGGUCUACUUCAACAGAAUACAGCUGUCUCCAAGAAAUUGCGCCGAGUACCUUAUUUAUUUAUUGUAAAUAUUUUUAUGUUGCCUGUCAAUUAUAUUUUUAGGGCAGCCGCAAAAGAUAUAUGUUUAUAGAUGCCACAUAGGACAGAACUUUGACUCUAGUGAUAUAAGGCAGAGUAGGAGAAUUCUGGAUCACAGCCCGCAGGCGGUGCACAGAACUCCCACUGCAUCAUAGACCAUACAUGAUUCUCUGCAUCUAGCUUGUUGCAGAACAGGUGAAUUUACAGGUAACAUGGCACAAAUCUUGAUCCACCAGCCUAAGCCCACAACUGCUGUGUGACACUAUCCCUUCAAGAGGGAAAGCGAGAAUUAACCUUUUUCUAUAUGCUUAAGAUGCUAGCUACU